UUAACAUAAUAUGUUAAAUAAGUUAAAUUGUUCAUUAUUACAUAUUUAAUCCAACAUUCUAACCUGACGGAAACAACAGUCAACACCACAAUUAAACUCUAAAUUGCUAUUUUCUACUUUAUUCUGCCUGGAUAAACAUCGUUUAUUAAUGUACACAACAUAGAGAUAACAUUAUAAAUUAUUAUUCAUUUUUCUUGCCCUUGUACUUGUGUAAACAAUUAGAGAUGGAAUAGUUUUUACUUAUUAUUCAUGCAAUAUUAAAUGUUAUUUAGUCGUCUCUAAAUAUUUAUACAUUUUAAUCAUUGUUUUUUUUUUAAUUUGUAUUAUUUUAGCAAGUGUUAAAUACUGUAAGAUCGAUUGUUUACCAUUUAAAUGAUGUCAACUUGGUUAAGAUGACACAAAAAAUGAUUGCUUUGCCAAUACAUAAUGUUAAACUACUCGAUGACAUAACGGAAAUAAUAUUUGAUCGAGCUUUAAAAAGACAAAAUUAUACACAUAUAUACGCCCAGAUGUGUGCAUGUAUGAUAAAUGACCCAAAGUUUAAUAAACUUGCUACAGAUACUGAAAUUACAUUUCAAAAAGUUCUAUUGAAAAAAUGCUACGAUGUAUUUUAUACAAGCUAUCGACAAGAAUUAAACAAAUUGAAAGAGAAGAUGAAAAAUGAUAAAAUGGUAAAUAGUUAUGUUGUCAUUAUAUUUUGUUGGGUUCAAUAA
Molecule: messenger RNA, 713 nt
Organism: Acyrthosiphon pisum (pea aphid)
Lineage: Eukaryota; Metazoa; Arthropoda; Insecta; Hemiptera; Aphididae
Product: eukaryotic translation initiation factor-like
Exons: 3
Coding region: 393-713 (106 amino acids)
Cellular component (GO): eukaryotic translation initiation factor 4F complex
Molecular function (GO): translation initiation factor activity; mRNA binding
Source: RefSeq, a predicted model, not a curated record